Molecule: messenger RNA, 4619 nt
Organism: Gadus macrocephalus (Pacific cod)
Lineage: Eukaryota; Metazoa; Chordata; Actinopteri; Gadiformes; Gadidae
Product: NLR family CARD domain-containing protein 3-like
Exons: 6
Coding region: 1-3072 (1023 amino acids)
Molecular function (GO): protein binding
Source: RefSeq, a predicted model, not a curated record
AUGUUUGUUCUGUUCCAGAGGGCUGAGGAGAAUGCACACGCUUUCCUAGACAAGGAACUGAAGAAGCUCUGGAGGGAUCUCUUCCCAGAUUACCCACAAUGCUCAGAGCUUCAGAGGGAGGGGGAGGAGGUGGAUGGUAAGAAGGAGGAGCAGAGGAGGCGCGCCAUAGAGGGAGUGGUGGACAUCACAAAGCUGUGUCUGAUGCAGAUGAACCAGGAGGAACUGGCCGACACACUAGGGGGCGGAUCGGCUGCUGUCAAGUGCCAACAUAACAUCAAGUCUCAUUUGAAGGAGAAGUUCAGGUGUAUGUUUGAGGGAAUCGCUAAAGCAGGACAUUCAACACCUCUGAAUGACUUCUACACAGAGCUCUUCAUCACAGAGAGAGGCAGUGGAGAAGUCAACAAGGAACAUGAGGUCAGACUAAUUGAAACAGCUUCCAGGAAACCAGCUAAGGAGAUAACACCAAUCAAAUGUGAAGACAUCUUUAAACUCUUACCUGGAAAAGAUCAACCAAUCAGAACAAUAAUGACAACUGGAGUGGCCGGCAUUGGUAAGACCGUCUUAACGCACAAGUUCACUCUGGACUGGUCUGAAGGCAAAGCCAACCACGACAUACACUUUACAUUUCUGUUCACUUUCAGAGAGCUGAAUUUAGUGAAAGAGAAAGAGUUUAGCUUGGUGGAACUUCUUCAUCACUUCUUUAAUGCGACCAAAGCAGCAGGAAUCUGCAGAUAUGACCAGUUCCAAGUUGUCUUCAUCUUGGAUGGACUGGAUGAGUGUCGACUUCCUCUGGACUUCCAGAGGAACCCGAUCUUGACUGAUGUCACAGAGUCCACCUCGGUGGACGUUCUGCUGACAAACCUCAUCAGGGGCAACCUGCUUCCCUCUGUUCGCAUCUGGAUAACCACACGCCCUGCGGCAGCAAAUCAGAUCCCUGCUAAGUAUGUUGGCAUGGUAACAGAGGUGAGGGGUUUCACCGACCCACAGAAGGAGGAGUACUUCAGGAAGAGAUUCAGGGAGGAGAAUCUGGCCAGGACAAUCAUCUCCCACAUCAAGAUAUCACGAAGCCUCCACAUCAUGUGUCACAUCCCAGUCUUCUGUUGGAUCACUGCUACAGUUCUGGAGGACUUCUUCAAAACAUCCCAGAGAAGAAAAAAUAUUCCCAAGACUCAGAUGUACAUCAACUUUCUGACGGUUCAGUCCAUACAGGGGGACAGGAAGUACCAUGGGAGAGCUGAAACAGAUCCACACUGGAGUUCAGAAGGAAGGGAGAUCAUUGUUUCUCUGGGAAAACUGGCUUUUGACCAGCUGGAGAAAGGCAACCUGAUCUUCUAUGAGGAAGACCUGACAGAGUGUGGCAUCGAUAUCAGAAGAGCCUCAGUAGACUCAGGAGUGUUCACCCAGAUCUUUAUAGAGGAGUGUGGGCUGGGCCAGGACAAGGUGUUCUGCUUUGUCCAUCUGAGCAUCCAGGAGUUUCUGGCUGCCUUUCAUGUUUCCCAGUCCUUGAUCAAUACUGGUGUCAAUCUGCUCUCAGAGGAACCACCAACCUCCAGCAAAGAUACACUCACCCUCUACCAGAGUGCUGUGGACAAGGCCUUACAGAGUGAGAACGGACACCUGGACUUGUUCCUCCGCUUCCUCCUGGGCCUCUCUCUCGAGACCAAUCAGAAUCUACUACGAGGUCUGCAGGGAAUGACAGGAAUGAGAUCACUGACCCCUUGGAUAAAACAAGGUCUGCUGGCACUGACAGGAAGUAGCUCACAGAUAAAUCAACAAACAGUCUGUUAUAUCAAGGAGAAGAUGAAUGGAGACCUCUCUCCAGAGAGAAGCAUCAAUCUGAUCCACUGUCUGACUGAGUUGAACGACCAUUCUCUAGUGGAGGAGAUCCAACAUCUUCUGACAUUAGGAAGUCUCUCCAGAAGAACACUCUCUCCUGCUCAGUGGUCAGCUCUGGUCUUCAUCUUACUGUCAUCAGAAGAGGAGCUGGACGUGUUUGACCUGAAGAAAUACUCUGCUUCAGAGGAGGGUCUUCUGAGGCUGCUGCCAGUGGUCAAAGCCUCCAAAACAUCUCUGCUGAAUGACUGUCAUCUGUCAGAGAGAUGCUGUGAAGCUCUGGCCUCAGUUCUCAGCUCCACCUCCUCUAGUCUGAGAGAGCUGAACCUGAGUACUAAUGAUCUGCAGGAUUCAGGAGUGAAGCUGCUCUCUGCUGGACUGGGGAGUCCACACUGUACUCUGGAAUCUCUCAGCUUGUCUGGCUGCCUGAUCACAAAGAAGGGCUGUGCUUCUCUGGCCUCAGCUCUGAGCUCUAACCCCUCCCAUCUGAAAGAGCUGGACCUGAGCUACAAUCACCCAGGAGACUCAGGAGCUGCGCUGCUCUCUGCUGGACUGGAGGAUCCACGCUGGAGACUGGACACUCUCAGUGUGGAGCACGGUGGUGUGUGGAGGCUGAAAUCAGGUGUAAAGAAGUAUGCCUGUGAACUCACACUGGACCCAAGAUCAGCCCACAAAAACCUCUUUCUGUCCAAGGGCAACAGAAAGGUGAUGCGCAACAGGGAGGUGAAGCGGGUUAGGCCGCAUUCCCACCGGCGGGUGCGGGUCGGUUCGUCGGGCAGACAUGGGCCACUAAGAGACAGGAGACAUAUCUCUGAAGACCCAGUGUUGUGUAGAGGGUGUUUUUCUGACCGCUGUUACUGGGAGGUAAAGUGGGAAGGAUGUGUUGAGAUUGGAGUGACAAAGAAAGGAAUCACAAGGAGAGGAGGGGGUGAUGACAGCAAGUCCUGGAGACUUUAUUGUGAUGGUGAGGGUUACCAUGCCUCAAUCUCAUAUCAAGGAUUAUUCAGAUGUUUCGGCCAUGCUGACACUCACACAGUAGGAGUGUAUCUGGACCGGCCUGCUGGCACUCUGUCCUUCUACAGAGUGUCCCCAGGUGAAGGAGGGUCCUCAGACACACUGACACACAUCCACACCUUCCAGGACACCUUCACCCAGGAGGAACUCCGCCCUGCGUUUUGGUUAGGGGGUGGCUUUGCUUCAGUAAAACUAAGAAGUUUCCCAAGGAAUAAAAAUAACUAAGAACGUUUAUGAUAGGUUGGACCAGGGUUUUUUCUAGGUUUCAUAAACAUCCGGGGCAUAGCCCAGAGGGAAAACAAAAAUGCGUGCGUAGCGCGUCGCAAUUUUUUUUGUAUGCUUUAUUGUGCAUGCACAUUUUUCAGAAUGCUUUACCUGAAUCAACAAAAUACGCAGUUAAUCAUAGCUUUAAAUAGCUACUUGACUGCUGUGCUGCUUAUCCCCAAACAUCUAAAGUUCCAUUCAAAUUAUUUCAAAGUAAAAUUAAUUCAAGUGCGACAGACCUUAUAUAUAUUUAUUACACGGGUCUUCUCAACACCAAGGAACGCUCCGUUCACUUACAUGGGUCCUUCACAACUUCCGGCGGUGAAUUAUAUUUGAUAAUUCACCGGUUGCUGAGUAUAAUUGACCGCUGUCGAGGAAAACAAAGGACUUUUUGCCUCUAACGACGUCUUUGGUAUCACUCACUAAGCGACGUCGACGUCUUUGGCAGACUAUUUCUCAGCUGAUCAGCACUACGAAUGCUGAUGAUAACAAAUAAAUUGUAAAAAGACACACCAUGUGUAGUUAUUUUUUUGUUUCGGCAAGAAGCCGUGUAAUAAGCGGGAUAAUGCAUAGAAUGCCACCGGUCAUUAUCGAAAACAAGCCCCUUCAGGGCGAAGCAAGACACCUCCGCUGAGCGUCGUGUCCUGUUCGUCCUGUUGGGGCUUAUUUUCCCGAUAAUGGCCGGCGUAUGUAAGGGAUAAUACAUUAACCCUCCAUGUAUGUAUAGGCUAUGUAUAUAUAUAUAUAUAUAUAUAUUUUUUUUUUUUAUAUAUAUAUAUAAUAUAUGUAUAUGAGGAUCUGACUGGGGAUAGGAUAGAUUAAUUUACCACUUGAGGUGGUAAACAGUCUGGUUAUGUUUUUAAACUGUUUAUUCUCUGGCCAGAAGGACUAUCUAGACUAGGCUACUUAUAAAUAAAUAUAUAUUUUUUUACCCCAACAUUAUAUUCGGGGCUAAUUAAAUAAUAUCCGGGGCUUUAGCCCAGAUUAAUACAGCCUAUUGACGCCACUGGGUUAGACAUGCUCAAAUAACCGCCAAAUGCUCCAUUUUAUUGAGCUGCUGAAAAGUUUGGCAUGAAACACUAUGAAAAGAACAGACUUUUAAGAUCUUCCAUCAGGUUAACUAAGCAGGUUUUACCAUUGUACUUUUUUAAUUUUUUAAUUUGAAAUAUCUACUGAUGGUAAAUCAAUUUCCUCUGAUAUCUCUGAUAUCAGUUUAUAUUUUGAUAAGCAUAACAUGGAACCUGAUUUAAAGCAGAUUUAGUCUUCAUAAUGUAUGUGUUCUCUAUGAAAAGCUAGAUCAUGUUGUGAAUGACUUUAAACUGAUUCCUUGUGUUCUGUUGGGAACAACCCAUCAGCAGAACAUGUUCAGUUAUUAAAGAUAUGUGCAGACCUGUGUAUGAUAAUUAAUGUCUGCUGCUUCUAUUGUUUGAGCCCUUGUGUUUAUUGUGUUCAUGUAAGGGGCUCUUUUUCUGUUUUACUGGUUAAUAAAGCAUAAUGGAGGUAAACAA